AUGGGUCGCAAUCGAGUUCUCUCGUUUAUGUCCCAAUUUUCUGGUGGCAUAAAGACACCAUCUCCACCCGCGUCGCCGCCGAACGACCUUCCAGGCGUGAAUCUCAAGACGAAGCAGCAAUUGCCUUUAGAUCCGUUCCCCAAUCACGACGUCGACGCCGUUCGCCGUCCCGCCACCCCUCCCUCGCGGCCGGACUAUGGAAGUCCACUGAACGGAUCCCCACAUAACAGUCCUUCCCAGCAGCGACUACGCAGCUCAUCGCGACCAUUGUCUAUGGUGCAGACAUAUCAACCGCCAGUCAUGGAUAUCAACGAAGACACGAUCCCCGAACUUCAGCCCAUCUUCACUUUGCUCAAUAGCCACUCCAACAAGUUAUAUCAGGAGGGUUACUUUCUUAAGCUGGACGACCAAAAUACCCAGGGCAAACCCAACCCGGACAGAACAUGGACCGAGUGCUUCGCUCAGCUUGUCGGCACGGUCUUGUCUCUGUGGGAUGCCGCAGAGCUGGACGCUGCUGGCGAAGAUGGCGAGGUCCUCCCCAAAUUCAUCAACCUCACUGAUGCCUCAAUCAAGAUGAUUGAAUCCUUACCUACUCGCUCCAACGACGAGCAGCCGCUACAACACAUCUUAAGCCUCUCCACCGCCGGCAGAAACCGUUAUCUUCUUCAUUUCAACUCUCAUCACUCCUUGAUUCAGUGGACGGCAGGAAUCCGUCUUGCCAUGUAUGAACAUUCCACCUUGCAGGAGGCUUACACCGGCGCCUUGAUCGCCGGCAAGGGUAAAUCUCUUAACAACAUCAACGUCAUCAUGGAGAGGUCGAGAAUGAAGUCGGAGCAAUGGGUCCGCGUUCGUUUUGGCGCUGGCGUGCCAUGGCGGCGUUGUUGGUGUGUUAUUUCGCCUCCGGAUGAGAAGGAAUAUCAGAGGCUGCAAAAGGAGCUGAAGAAGAGAUCUCCAUACGAUCGCUCUCACUCUCCUGUGCUCAAAGGACACAUCAAGUUCUACGACACAAAGAAGGAUGGAAAGAAGCAGAAGAAGGCCCAACCGAUCGCCACUAUUACGGAUGCGUACUCAGCGUAUGCUAUAUAUCCUCAGGCCAAAUCUUUGGUAGAUGCGUCUACGCUUCUGAAGAUCGAGGGUAACGUUACGGUCCAUGCCGACCCACCGUCAUCCACAGAAGGGUUCAUUUUCAUCAUGCCCGAGGUUCAUCCAGCAGUGAGCGGCUUCGAGAUGUUGCUUCGUUUUUUGUUUCCCACGUGGGAUGCAUAUGCCCUGUACGGUCGUCCAGGUAGAUUGGUAGCCAGCAUUCUGGACCCUCGAUCCCUGAUGUUUGCCAUGCCUAAGCACAAGAAGUAUGGGUAUUUGGAAACUCUCGACGUCUCAACCCUGAUUCUAGAAGACAACAGCUCGACCUGGGCGGAGAGGGAGUGGCGCAAGCGUCUCAAGGAUGCUACAGGGACGAGGAUGAAUGCUCUCGAGGACGGGACUAGGUCCCACUCUCGCAGUGCAAGUAGAUGCAGUGCCAGAUUAAGCUUUGGCAGCGGAAGCAGGCCUAAAGUCGGGUUUUCGGAUGACGCUAACUUGUUGCAGGUUGGACGAGACCCUCAGCAUAUGCGAAACAUUUCAGAUCCCAACUUGGGCUCACGAAGCGAGCUUCACGGUCCCAAUGGUUCUCCGCAGCGAACUCAGCUUCCUCUUCGAAACGGCUACUCUGGCCGAAUGACACCUGGCGAGACAGCAAGCUCCGAUGAAGAGUUUUGCGCCUCGCCACCGCCCCCAAUGCACAACCUCGAGGCCAUGAGGAGCCUACAGUCUCCUGAGCCGGUUUCUCCCCCCCCCGCUUUCAAUCAUGCGUCUCAAGACCAUCCGACCAGCAAGGCCUAUCACUCUCCCGAACUUCGACGAGCCAAUAGCCGCUUAUCGAAUUCUACCCUCGCUCAAAUGGUAAAUGCUAGCGGUUUGAGCUCCGCGAAUAAUCCUCAGGGUCAAUACCCGACUGGCAGCGAUGGCGAGGACGGUGUGUAUCCAGGGAGCACGAAUUACUCACACGACCGCAUGGUUGGAUUCUAUGCUCGUAAUGGAGAUACUCGCGAAGACCAGACGAUAGCAAACCAAGACCGACAACCCAGGAACCACCUCUCUCCUCCUGCCCUUGAUAUUCCAAAUCAGCGGUCCAGGUCACCCAUGGGACCUCCAAGCCCUUAUGGCCUAGGUGAGAACUCCCGCCCCGGCACUUCUGAUAGCAAUCGGCCACCGCACCCACCGGGACAAGGCGGUCCGCCGCGGUCUCCUAACCCCCACCAACAAGGUUUUCGACCCGACCAAGCUGCACCUUCCCCAGGACCCGGAGGACCACCUGGUUCCUAUGGGCGAGGACGCCCCCCUCCAGGCCAGAGGCCACCUCCAAACGGCGCUCCCGGCCAACAUGCCAACAUGCGACCUGGCCCGGGCGGUCGCGGUGGUCCACCGCCUGGCCAUGCUCACCGAAAACCGGUCCCGAGGCAGACGAACAGCAUCACUCCCGAUCACAUCAUCGACCACUACACCUCGGAUUCCUUCCCAGGUGGGGCUCCAGUCUUUGAAAGACGACCCGCUCCUCCGCCACAUGGCCAGGGACCAGCUUUCGGCGGCUCAAACGGUCUCAAUGAUGAGGAACGACCUCGGGCAGGUGUCCUCAAGACGGUUGCGGGCGGUGAACCCCCAUUACAGAGAGAAGCGGAAUUCAAUGUACCCGAGUACGUCCAGCAUCGAGCUCUCGGGCCUUGUCCACCAUUCGGGACCAACCCAGCCGGUGCUCCUCAGGUUAUUGGGCCAAGGACUGCAACCCCUCAGCCAUUGUAUCCUGGCGCCGGACGACAAGAAGCUGGCCCACCGACACCACUACACGGCAUGCCGGGCAGCCUCUCGCGACCUAUGGGACCACCGUCUCCUCGUAUGCCACCGCAAGGCCAGUACGGACCCGGUCAAGUACCAGCUCAUGGUAGAUAUCAAGGGCAGGCAUUCUAG
Molecule: messenger RNA, 3003 nt
Organism: Ustilaginoidea virens
Lineage: Eukaryota; Fungi; Ascomycota; Sordariomycetes; Hypocreales; Clavicipitaceae
Exons: 6
Coding region: 1-3003 (1000 amino acids)
Source: RefSeq, a predicted model, not a curated record